AAGGUGAAGGCAUCAGUUUUUCUCUUGACGUUUUCUUCCUGUAUCCAAUCUCUUCUAUCAAACUCUGCCCAACCCUCUCUCUCUAAAAAAAAGGAGAGCAGCUGAGGGCAAGGAGAGAGGAGCUUAUUUUUUUUUUCUUUGACCGCUGGUGUAUUGUUAUUGGAGAUAUUUUUUUUCGUCUCCGCGGCCCUCGACCCGGAUUCCGUCCGGCUUUGGUAUCACCGCCAUGAACGGGAAGGCCUCUGUUACCAAGGAGCUCAACGCUAAGCAUAAAAAGAUAUUGGAGGGACUUCUCAAAUUGCCAGAGAACAGAGAAUGUGCCGACUGUAAGGCCAAGGGUCCACGAUGGGCAAGUGUAAACUUGGGCAUCUUUAUUUGCAUGCAAUGCUCUGGAGUACAUAGAAGCUUGGGAGUUCACAUCUCAAAGGUGAGGUCUGCUACACUAGAUACGUGGCUUCCAGAACAGGUUGCCUUUAUCCAAUCCAUGGGAAAUGAGAAGUCAAAUAGUUAUUGGGAAGCAGAACUUCCUCCAAAUUAUGAUAGGGUUGGAAUUGAAAAUUUUAUUCGAGCAAAAUACGAUGACAAAAGAUGGAUACCAAAGAAUGGAGCAUUUAUAUCUUCAAAGGCACCUGAAGAACGAACCUACGAAUCCAUGGAGAAAUCUGUAGGUAGAGGUGAGCAUAGGAAUAGUAAUAGUUUGGGGUCAAUGGAGGAGUUUAAAAAGGUUUCACCUCAAACUAUAAGGAAGAAUGCUGUGGCGGCUUUUAAAACUCCUGCUCAAUUAACUAUGCAGGUUUCCAAUGAACCGAAUACUGAGCCAGCAUUGCCAAAGGCUGAUACUCCACAACCAGCAGAGAUGCCUCACCCAGGAGUUGAAACUGCAUCUACUCAAGUUAAUCCCCAACGCAGCACUAAAUUUUCUUCACAUGCCAAAUUUACCCCAACAGCUGAACCUACAGUACCUCCAAAAAUUGAUUAUGCUACCGAUCUUUUUAAUUUGCUCUCUAUGGACAGUUCAAUGGGAACCGAGUUUGGGUCAUCACCAAAUGAAGAUAAUUCUUGGGCAGGGUUCCAGUCCGCAGAGAAUAAUAUUACAACAAAAUCUGUUGGAAACACUAUGCAGUCUGCUGCUCUAAUCGAUGAUCCAUUUAAAGAUUCAGUAUCUGUGACACAGACAGUUGCUCCAGUGAAAUCACAAGCAAAUGUGAAGAAUGAUAUAAUGGGUCUAUUUGAAAAGUCCAAUAUGGUUGCGCCCUAUGCUAUCCAUCAACAGCAGCUUGCAUUCCUUUCCCAGCAACAGGCUCUUCUCAUGGCUGCUACUAACUCUGGUGUUAAUCCUCCAAUGAUUCCAUUGAAUCCCAUUCAAUCUGGCAUCAAUGUUUGCAAUGCAUAUAGUGGGGGUCUCCCAAGUCAAAGCUGGCCAACUCUUGGUUAUUUUGCCCCAGGAACAGUGCCAGCGGUUGGGCAAAAUGCGCUCAACAACUUUAGUCAGACUGGGAAAAUUAAACCUACAUAUCCUGCAAGCUAUGGAUCUUUGCCUACACCCAGCAUGUACUCCAUGAACUACUCAAGUACACCAAUCAAUGGAGUGGCCAUUGGAGGAGCAGUGAGGCUUUCUACACCGGCUGCGUCUUCUGCAACUGCCACACAAUCAGGCAAGGAGUACGACUUGUCAUCGUUAAUGCCAGGGAUGCUCUCAAAGCAAUGAAAGCGCCAGAACCGAGACUCUGAUUUGGUUUAACUAUUUGAAGGAAAAUUUUUCUUGGUGGUCCAAUGAUGAUUAAGUUAGCCGCUUGUCAUGGAGACACUUCAAUUUUUAUUUGCCGGAUUCAUUUUAUAGAGUGAGCGUCCAGAAUGAAUAAGGGACCUCCCAAUUGUUUGGCACCCGUUCCUAUAGUGUGCUUGUAAUGGAGGGGCACUUACAUCAUUUAGAUAGAGAAAGUUGAAGUUCUGGGUAGAGUACGGAAAGUUAAAAUAGUAAAAUUGUUAUUCUCAUAAAAUUAUUGCUGUAUUUGAGGUUUGGAUAGUCAUGGAUUUGUGCCUGUAACUUUAGAUAACGCUCAUCUCAUACUUUGACUUGCCCAAAACAUGUAAUUAUCAAAUUUGAUCAUUAGAGCGGUGAUUUAUAU
Molecule: messenger RNA, 2129 nt
Organism: Phalaenopsis equestris
Lineage: Eukaryota; Viridiplantae; Streptophyta; Magnoliopsida; Asparagales; Orchidaceae
Product: probable ADP-ribosylation factor GTPase-activating protein AGD5
Exons: 11
Coding region: 227-1708 (493 amino acids)
Molecular function (GO): GTPase activator activity
Source: RefSeq, a predicted model, not a curated record